CCAUGCAACAGCAGCACACAAUUUUGCAAAUACCUGACGACAGCAAAAGGCGAAACUACAUCGACUGAAAAUUUCCUUAACGAGCUGAUGUCAAAUGGAUGCAAAAGUUGGGAAUACUACAUCAAAGGAAUAAAUCCAGACUAUGCGCCAAGGAAAGAAAUGUAUCAUUUUUUGACGGAAAAAAAAAUUAAUGUGUGCAGAAUGACUGUGUACGAAAUUGAGUGUUUUACCAAGUGGAUACAAAUGAGAAGACUGUAUGGCAAUCAGUUCCCCCGAUUUCCAUACGAAGUAACAUUCGAGGACAAAAUUAACCAACUGAGGGAGAAGUAUCCCUUACAGGGAUGA
This is a messenger RNA of Plasmodium cynomolgi strain B, 345 nucleotides long. RefSeq lists its product as hypothetical. The transcript has a single exon. Bases 88 to 345 code for a protein of 85 amino acids. NCBI's taxonomy places the organism in Eukaryota, Apicomplexa, Aconoidasida, Haemosporida, Plasmodiidae. The record is from RefSeq and is a predicted model, not a curated record.